Temnothorax curvispinosus is the source of this 1017-nucleotide messenger RNA. RefSeq names its product calcium load-activated calcium channel. The record is from RefSeq and is a predicted model, not a curated record. Gene Ontology annotation, biological process: endoplasmic reticulum calcium ion homeostasis. NCBI's taxonomy places the organism in Eukaryota, Metazoa, Arthropoda, Insecta, Hymenoptera, Formicidae. Gene Ontology annotation, cellular component: endoplasmic reticulum; cytoplasm; endoplasmic reticulum membrane. The transcript has 4 exons. The coding region runs from base 213 to 764 and encodes 183 amino acids. Gene Ontology annotation, molecular function: calcium channel activity.
CUGCUGACGCUGACUCCGCAAGUUGCUCGUGAUGUCCACAAUUUGACGCGUCCAUCCUCGUGCUUCCACGUUCCUCGCCGACUAGUAGUGAAAAUACGGUUCAUUGAGUGGGAAAUCCCUCUUUCUGGAUCGCGCAAUUCUUUAUUAUGAGGAGCGACAGUGUCGGACUGUACAACGUGUCGUGAACAAAAGAAAAUUCGACUUUCGCAAAAAUGUGGGCAGACACCAUCCUGAUUUUGUUUAUCAGCAUAUGCACGGCGUUGCUGGGUGAAGGAUUGACGUGGUUGAUGGUAUACCGAACUGAGAAGUAUCAGAAACUGAAGGCCGAAGUCGAGAAGCAGAGUAAAAAGCUGGAGAAGAGAAAAGAGGCGCAUGGCGAUUCUUUGGACAGGCAGCAGAAGAAGAAGAUCGAACGGGAGGAGGAGAGAUUGAAGAACAACAAUCGAGACCUGUCCCUGGUGAAGAUGAAGUCAAUGUUCGCGAUCGGGUUCGCAUUUACCGCGCUGUUAAGCAUGUUCAAUAAUAUAUUCGACGGGCGGGUGGUCGCCAGAUUGCCGUUCGUCCCGAUCAGCUGGAUACAAGGCUUGUCGCACAGAAAUCUCCCGGGCGACGAUUACACGGAGUGCUCGUUCAUAUUUUUGUACAUAUUGUGCACGAUGAGCAUCAGACAGAACAUCCAGAAAAUGCUUGGCUUCGCGCCAUCCAGAACUGCGAGCAAGCAGAGCGGCAGUAUCUUCGGGCCUCCGCCUCAGCAAUUUAAGUGAAAAAUCAAAUUCAAUGAAUUGUUACUGGUGUUUACAGAGAACUCUUUUGCACACCUCCCCCUGUGUGAUUCUGAAAAUUUAUUUAUUUCCAGUUAAUCUUAAUAAUCUGCACACACCACUUUAUACAUCUUGAAUUAUAUUUAAAUAAUUGUUCUCAGAUUUUCUUACAGUCUCUAUCAUCUUUGAAUAUAAAAUAAUGUAAUUAUUCUUGUGAUGCUUAUUGUGAAAUAUAUGUUACAGUUUGUUUGUUAAA